Molecule: messenger RNA, 1278 nt
Organism: Plasmopara halstedii
Lineage: Eukaryota; Oomycota; Peronosporomycetes; Peronosporales; Peronosporaceae
Product: cdpalcohol phosphatidyltransferase
Exons: 4
Coding region: 1-1278 (425 amino acids)
Biological process (GO): phospholipid biosynthetic process
Cellular component (GO): membrane
Molecular function (GO): phosphotransferase activity, for other substituted phosphate groups
Source: RefSeq, a predicted model, not a curated record
AUGGCAACCUCUUCAUUUGAACCAGGCACGGUUGAAGCCUCACAGAUCCAUGCACUGAAGCAGCGCGUUCGUCAUCGUACCACAAGCGAUGGAAAGUCUACGUAUUUUGGCAAAUAUGUCUCUCAGGAGGGUUCCGAAAAGUUGCGAACAUACGAGUACCACGGAGCUGAUCAUUCCCUCGUGUACAAGUAUGUGCUGACACCUAUGAACAAUUUCCUGGUCGAGCUAUUGCCACUCUGGUUGGCCCCUAAUCUCAUCACACUUAUCGGGCUCAUUCUUGUCGGUGGAUCGCACACACUGUUUAUAUUUUUAUGUCCGCUCUUAGAAGGCGAAGUCCCGUGGUGGGCCAUGGUGAUCGCUGCUGUCACGCUCUUUGGAUAUCAGACAUUGGACAACUUGGAUGGCAAGCAAGCGCGACGCACUAACUCAUCGUCACCGUUAGGUUUGCUCUUUGACCAUGGAUGCGACGCUUUGAACAUAUCAGUUGGAACUAUGACCAUGGUCAGUAUCAUGCAGAUGGGAGCCACGUGGAAGACAGUGGGAUUUGUACUCAGUGGCCAUUUUGUCUUUAUCUUUGCGACGUGGGAAGAGUACUACUCUGGAUCGCUGGAGCUUCCAAUAUUUAAUGGUCCGACUGAAGGCAUUUUGAUUGGGAUCGCGUUAAAGUUGUUCACUGCAAUUGUUGGUGUCGACUUUUGGAAAGAGGAGAGUAUUGAAGGUGUGCAAAACAACUCGUUGUUUGUCAUCGUCACAAUGAUAGGCUCGUGCUUUACACUUAUGAUCAAUGUUAGGAACACAAUGCAUGCUGUGCGCCUGAACCAGGAUUCAGUUCUUGUAGCUUUCACACGACUUCUGCCAUUCGUCAUUUUAAACGCACUUGCUGGCUUUUGGGCUCUGUUCUCGCCUUCUGACAUUUUUUCACAACACCCUCGCAUGUUUUUGUGGAUGCUUGGACUGCUUAACAGCAAAUUGGUGCUACACUUGAUGCUAGCACACUUAUGUGGCGAGGAAUAUCACCCGUUUCGUAAAACCCUUGUGCCAAUUUUUUAUGUGGCUGGGCAUUGUGCUUUUUGCAUGUUGGAAGGUGUUUAUGACGCCGUGAACGAAGAACUGAUUGUGCGUGAGUUUUUUUUUCUCUCCCUUGCCGCGUACGUGCACAUUGUUUUCACCGUCGUUUGGGAGGUUAAGAACGUGCUGGGUGUCUCUGUGUUUUUAAUUCCGCAUUACUCGAGAUUGAGAGCCCAAGAGAGCAGUAAGCCAGCAGCGAAAUCAUCGUAG